Messenger RNA from Fusarium venenatum, 1293 nucleotides. RefSeq names its product chaperonin 10-like protein. The record is from RefSeq and is a predicted model, not a curated record. Gene Ontology annotation, molecular function: oxidoreductase activity, acting on NAD(P)H. NCBI's taxonomy places the organism in Eukaryota, Fungi, Ascomycota, Sordariomycetes, Hypocreales, Nectriaceae.
AUGAUUACUUGGUGGUUGAAUCGUGGCCAGAAGGCAGUAAAGCUUCUCUCAAGGUUAAAGAGCCAGAGUACACCGGCGGCUCCGACGAAAGCCGAGGACGAUUAUAUUGUUCCGACGACACAGCAAGCAGUCCUUCUGUACGGCGUCAACCAGCCUUACCAGUUGGUUGAAGAUCACCCUGUGCCAGCGGAUUUGCAGAACGAUGAGGUUCUCAUAGGAAACAGAGCCGUGGGCUUGAACCCAAUUGACUGGAGAGGACCAGACUUCGGUUUUGGCAUACCUGAGCUUCCGCAGGUCGCGGGCAGAGAGCUCAGUGGACUCCUCGUCCGGAUUGCAGAUGACCGUUCUGGCUGGGCAAAAGGCGACCGAGUGAUUGCCAUCUCAACAGACUACCGCGACAGUCGCAAGGGCGCUUAUCAAGACCACGUUGUGGCCAAGAGCUACAAUAUUGUGCGGCUCCCUGGCCAUGUCCCAUUCGAGCAAGGAUCAACUAUCGGCGUCGCCUUUGUCACGGCAGCAGUUGCACUCGGCAUUUGUCUCGGUGUAGACUUCACGGUUGUAGACAACGGUCCGGAUGUGCGGCAAGUCGUGGACGGCUUGAACGUUGAAUCUCUUCCUAAAGAUGUCCACAAGGAGAUUGUCCAGCAGAUUCCAUCGCAAGAUCGCCCAGAGGCCGGAGACUGGUUCAUUAUCUGGGGAGGCUCGUCGACAUCAGCAAUACUCAGCGCCCAAUUGGCAAAGCUCGCCGGGCUAAGGGUCGCAGUUGUGCUUGACUCAGCAAAGCACGGCUCGAGGCUGUAUAAAGAGCACUCCAUCAAACCAGAUCUUGUGAUCGACAGUCAUGAUCCCCAGAGAGCUAUUGAGAUCAUUCGGUCCUGCACGAGAGGCAGAAAGAGGUUCGGACUGGAUACGAGAGGCAAAGAGACAACGACCUUCCUGAUCGAUGCCCUCUGCGACACUCCAAGCAUCCCAGAGCCUCAGAGACCUGACGACAGCACGUCUGACGGUAGUGAGAGCUUGCUGCCACGGCAUGUUCACAUUGUCGCUCUGUGCUCGGCUCCGAAGAUCCAGCGCAGUGAUCUCACACUGCACACGAUCCCGAUCAAACUCUUCCAUGAAAGCUCGGAAGUAGGUAAGGCAUUAACAACGUGGCUUGGAAGGCUACUCCAGAACAACACUAUUGCGUAUCCAACGAUCGCCGGCGUUGGCGAUGGCUUGUCGAGCAUCAACGCCAGCCUGGACAAAAUGAGGAGAGGCGAGAUCAGCGGUGGUAAGAUGGUUGUAAAGAUAUAG